AUGAACACGACCCCGCGGAUCGCGCAGAGCUCGACACGGCACAGCCCAUCGCGAUGGGCGUGCCUCCUCUGCCAAUAUGCCCGCCCUCGGCCUCGACAGAGCCCCACUGUCCACGGCUUGCGCAGGCAAUCGUCGAGCUCGACUUCGCAGAGGCCAGGGCCGCAGCAGGCCCGCGCGCCUUCGAUGGAGCAGAUAAGGGCGCAUUAUAGCAGGAAGAACCAGACGGUGGCAUACUACACCCUGAGCUUGAUCCUGGGAACUGUGGCCUUGUCGUACGGCUCGGUGCCCAUGUACAAGAUGAUUUGCCAAACCACAGGCUGGGGCGGCCAACCCGUCCGCGCCCACGGCGGUUCCUACGAGGGCGACCUGGCGAGCCGUCUAGUCCCCGUCACGUCGGCCAACCGCAUUCGCGUCACGUUCAACGCCUCCGUCUCGGACGAGCUGCCGUGGAAAUUCGUCCCGCAGCAGCGCGAGGUGCGCGUCCUCCCGGGCGAAACGGCCCUCGCGUUUUACACGGCCGAGAACAGGGGCAGCAAGGACAUCAUCGGCGUGGCAACGUACAGCGUGACGCCCGCGCAGUGCGCGCCCUAUUUCAGCAAGAUCCAGUGCUUCUGCUUCGAGGAGCAGCGGCUCAACGCUGGCGAGACGGUCGACAUGCCCGUCUUCUUCUACCUCGACCCGGAUCUGCUCAAUGAUUUAAACAUGAAGGGCGUGGAAACGGUCACGCUCAACUACACAUUCUUCAAAGCGAGAUACGACAACAAUGGUAGAUUCAAGGCGCCGGCUAUGAUAUGA
This is a messenger RNA of Hirsutella rhossiliensis, 795 nucleotides long. Its product is annotated as cytochrome c oxidase assembly protein ctaG/Cox11 domain-containing protein. Bases 1 to 795 code for a protein of 264 amino acids. The transcript has 4 exons. Gene Ontology annotation, cellular component: mitochondrial inner membrane. The record is from RefSeq and is a predicted model, not a curated record. Gene Ontology annotation, molecular function: copper ion binding. NCBI's taxonomy places the organism in Eukaryota, Fungi, Ascomycota, Sordariomycetes, Hypocreales, Ophiocordycipitaceae.